AUGGCGUCAUUAGGUGUGGGUGCAGAGGAAAUGAUGUUAUGCGGCUGAUUAGUUCUUCCUCUGGGAGACAUGAUUGUGACCAUCACACUGAUGGGACCAUUGAGCGAUGAGCUGCGAUGACAGAUGGGAGCGCUGGGAUGGGGCAGAGGUGGUCGAAAUGGCAGCGGGAGGUGUGUAGGAGGAGGUAGGAUUAAGGUUCAGAGUGGCGGAUGUUUUUUAUACGACUACAAGGGCGUCUUUCCAGAUACCUGAUGAAAUAAGUCCAUGUGUAGCAGGAUGGGCACAUUUGUGACCCUGACGGAGGUGUUGGAGGCGCGGGGUUCCCCCCUGGAAGAGGAGGAGGUCUGGUGUCUGCUGCUGGCCACCACUGAUGCCUUACUGGAAAUCUCUAAAAAAGGUCCAGGUAACAUGUGCAGUGUGUUGAGCCCUGGUGCGGUGCUACUGUCGGCCAAUGGGAGCCUGGCCUUCAAGAGCUGCUCCCGAAGUGAGGACGUGAUCUCGUUUACAGCCCCAGAGGUCCAGCAUGGCCACGCCCCUUCCACCAGGACCGCAGCUGAAAAGGUGGUCGUGUACUCACUGGGAAUGACUCUAUACUGGUGUGCUGAUUAUCGCCUACCUCAAAAUCAGCUCGUCCAGAUCAGCGCAGAGCUGGAGGGUUUGCUGCUGAGCAUGUGUGAGGACAUGGCGGUGAGGAGGAGCGACCUGCUGACGGUGCUGGAGACCUGUGAGUUUCAUCAUAAGACGUCUGCGCUGCCGUCCCCAGAGCGCCUCAUCAGGCAGCUGGUAGAGGACGUCUACAGAAACUCUGCCGACCACGUGUCCAUGGCUGAAAACGGAUCCCAGCUGACAGACCGCAGUCAGAUGGUCAGGGACAGAUUACACAGAGGUUCUUUCAGUAACUCAACAUGGACUCUAAAAAAGAAGAUCCACAGAACUUUUUCAGGAACAUCUUAUCCAGCUGAUUGUACAGGGAUUUCCUCAGGUGGUCGACUCAGAGAAAGUUAUUCCAGCUGGCAGCAUCUGAACCGUACGCCCUGCAGUCCGUACCUGGAUGGCAAUCGAACCAGCAGCGCCAGAUCUCUCUCCCAGUUUGAGUCCACGAUCAGUUUAAAUGACAAGAAGGUGAAGGACACAGGUCCUGAGUUUAUCCGAGGUUUAGAGGAACCCCUGGUCGUCUUGGAGCUGCCUGGAUCCAUCCUGACGAGGAAAGGGAAAUCUCCAGCCACCAACAGAGAGCUCAGUGUGGUGAUGCCAAACGGCCAAAGCAUCCUGGUGAAAUGUGAAGUUAAAACCAGAGCAGGAGACGUCUUUGACAUGAUCGUGGCUCAUUCUAACCUUGUUGAGCAUUUCUACUUCGGCCUUGCGUAUAUUGACGAUAAUGAGUUUUUCUUCGUUGAUAAUGACACCAAGAUUUCUAAAGUGGCUCCAGAUAGCUGGAAGAAAGUGCCUACCACGACUUUUGUCCUUUUCUUCAGGAUCAAAUUCUUUGUGAACAACAUCUCUCUUCUCUUGCACAAACAGACCCGUCACCAGUAUUACCUGCAGCUCAGGAGGGACCUCUUAGAAGACCGACUGUCCUGCCAUGAGGAGACCGCUCUGUACCUGGGAGGUCUGGCCCUGCAGACAGAGUAUGGAGACUUCAUGCCUGAGGUGUUCGGUAGAAACUACUACCGACCGGAUCAGUAUGUCUCCAAAAGCGUGAUGGAGAAACGUGCCUUGCCGUACAUUCAGGCCGAGCUGCUCAAGCUUCAUGCCACCAACGCCCAGAUGACCGCAGAUGAAUCUGAGGUUGAGUUUCUAAAGGUUUGUCAGCAGCUGCCUGAAUACGGAGUCUUCUUCCACCGCGUGAUACGGGAGAAGAAGCCGGACGGGGAGAUCGUUCUUGGGGUUUGUGCCAAAGGUGUCAUGGUUUAUGAGGUUAAAGAUGGCUGCAGGUCCACCGCUCAGAGUUUCUACUGGAGGGAGACUGCUACCAUCUCCUCUAACAAAAGGAAAUUUAUAAUAGAGUGCCGCGGCAGCCGGAAGAAAUACACCUUCAUCACGGAGAGGUCUAGGAUAGGCAAAUACUUGUGCAACCUCUGCUCAGCGCAGCACAAGUUUAACAAUGAGAUGAGCUCCCGCACGCUCAGCCACAGCCUGGUCUCAGAGGACAACAUGGUGCAUUAUGCAGCCGUAGGCCGUGCUCAGAGCAGCCAUUUCUCCUGUUCUGAGACGCCGCAGGAUGACAGCGGCCUGACCACGCCACAGGAGGAGUCUGUCACCAAACUGUGCAAUGACGUCGCUGCCAGAAUAGAGGCCCGUGUGAAGCAGCAAAGCAGCCCCUGCUCAAGCAGUCAGCGCAGCAGCACUGGUUUACAUUCUCCAUCCUGUUCUCAGAGGAGCGGAUCAGAAGCCCACUCUGGAUCUCCUGCAGCCCAAGAAAUGCUGCCCAAACUGGGGACGUCUUCAGAAAGGGAAGUCAUAUGUGUUUCGUUAAAGAAGGACCCAAAACUAGGCUUGGGUAUAGUGAUUGUUGGAGAGGACACAGUAGGCCGCUAUGAUUUGGGCAUUUUUAUUGCCUCCAUUGUGGCUGGAGGACCAGCGGAUAAAGAUGGACGCAUCAGACCAGGUGGGCGACUGAUAUCCCUGAACCACAUCAGCCUGGAGGGCGUCACUUUCAGCGAGGCAGCAGAGGUCAUGGAGUGCAGCCCUGAGGAGGUGCAGCUUAUUGUGUCUCAGCCAAAAGUCCCAUUAAGCCCCAUCAGUCUUCGCUCUCCUGUGUUGAGAAAAUCCGGGUCUCAGAGUACGCUGAUGACAGACGGACGUUCGGGGGAUGACAGCCUAGAUGAGCUUGUCUCUGUCAUGAUGACGCCAAAAGCCUCCAACAGGUUGCUCGUCCCACGAGACGUACGAGCGCUCAGCUCACAGGAUGGCUGCCCUCUGUCUCCGUCUAUGAACUCCGUGAGGCCAGAGGAAAUCGCCGUGGAGCUCAGGAAGAUAUCAGGAAGUCUGGGCAUCAGCAUCUCUGGUGGAGUAAACACGAACGUUCAAGCUGGUGGAAUCUACAUAAAGAGCCUCGUUCCAGGAGGGGCAGCAGAGAGGGACGGAUGUCUACACAAAGGUGAUCGAAUUUUGGAAGUUGACGGGAUCAAUUUUCAUGGCUUCAGCUACCAGCAGGCUGUGGAAAGUCUGGGUAAAACUGGGGAGGUGGUUUACUUUGUUGUGGAGCGGGAGUCAGUCAACCUGCCCAAAGUGUCCGUGGUUCCGGACGCCGACCGCCCGCUGUCCAGUCAGAAAGUCAGUCAGACCAGGAGCCACCUGAGACUCAACAGCUCCUCGUCCGUCGGCUCCCCAGCAAGAACCAGGCCUGACAGCUCCAGGGACUACAGCUUCGUCACUGAUGAAAACGUCAUUGAGGUGACUCUGACCAAGGAUGCGGACGGACUGGGAUUUAGUUUCCUAAUGUGUGAGCUGGACCCCCCCACCAAGGACUUCAGCAGCUUGGUCCGGAUAAAGCAGCUCUUCCCUGGCCAGCCUGCAGAGCAAUGUGGCCGAAUCCAGGAGGGAGAUGUCCUGUUAGCUAUCAACGGCCACUCACUAAAGGAGCGGACCUAUCCAAAGGUGCUGAAGCUGUUCAAGACUUCUCCGCCUGAAGUGAGGCUGACUCUCUGUCGGCCGCCGCCAGGAAUUCUCCCAUCCUUGGAUCAUUUCAGCAUCACCUGAGCGUCGCUUAGGAAGCAUUUAUGAAGCAACGUUCUCAUAAAACAGGAGGUGAUGAUGGAUGCUGACGGCCUGGAGAAGCUGCAACGAGUUCAGGUGGUUUGGUGCA
Molecule: messenger RNA, 3808 nt
Organism: Cyprinodon tularosa
Lineage: Eukaryota; Metazoa; Chordata; Actinopteri; Cyprinodontiformes; Cyprinodontidae
Gene: frmpd2
Product: FERM and PDZ domain containing 2
Exons: 28
Coding region: 265-3702 (1145 amino acids)
Cellular component (GO): cytoskeleton
Molecular function (GO): protein binding
Source: RefSeq, a predicted model, not a curated record